GAACAAUCAAUUAUAUGUUACUGAAUCAUUUUGUCUAAUGAUAAGAAUCACUCUAUACAAAGAGUACACAAGAUCAGAAUUUCUUUGUAAGUGUCCCACUUGCUACAGUUAGAAAACAAAGAUCAUCGUCCACCUUGCCGGAACACUUACAUAUUCAGGGAUAUAUUUAUCUUGAUUUCUCUGAGUAAAAAAAGCUUUCAAAAUGGUACGACAACCUUGUUGUGAUAAGAUUGGAUUGAAGAGAGGUCCAUGGACUAUUGAGGAAGAUCACAAGCUAAUGAACUUCAUUCUCCACAAUGGCAUCCAUUGCUGGAGAACAGUUCCCAAACUAGCAGGUCUUCUAAGAUGUGGAAAGAGCUGCAGACUCAGAUGGAUCAAUUAUCUGAGGCCAGACCUUAAGAGAGGUGGCUUCACAGAAAUGGAAGAGGAUCAAAUUAUACAACUACAUUCACGGCUUGGUAACAGAUGGUCUAAGAUCGCUUCACAUUUUCCUGGGAGGACAGAUAAUGAAAUCAAGAACCAUUGGAACACAAGAAUCAAGAAAAGACUAAAACUCCUUGGUCUAGACCCUGUGACUCACAAGCCAAUUGAGCAAAAGGAACAUAAUGAGGACACAAAUAAAACCAACUCACAACAACCUUAUAUUUCAGGAGGGUCUGAAGAAAAUGUGGAGAUGAAAUCGUUGGACAAAGAAAUGAUGACAAAAAUAGAAGGGAAAAGAGAAGAAAACAAUGUGAUGACAUGGGAUGAUACUGCUGAACUUUUAAAUAAUUUUGAAAUGAUAUUUUCACAGUUGGACUUGGGAUCAUGGAUGAGCCAAGAAAUUACCAAUACUAGUACUAAUUCACUAUGUAGUUCUUCUGUCACUUUGGAUGACACAAGCCACCUUUCUGUGGAUGAAUCCUCUUACAUACAAGAAAACUCCUUACAGCAAUGGGUUGAUAGUAUGGAUUCAAUUCUAUCAUGGGAUGGAUUUAACCCUCUUGAUCAAGACAUUUUCUUCUUGGAAAAUAGGGAAUAAUUAAGCAUAAACCUACUCAUAUAAACUGCCUCUACUUUUACAAUCUUGAACAAUGAAAAUGUUAUAGAAGUUUAAUAUAGAGUAUAUUAGUACCAUUUUUAACGUUGCGUUUUGUUAUUUUUGGCUCCAUUUACUGGUACACAAUAUGAUCGAUGAUGAUUACAUGUUGAA
Messenger RNA from Cajanus cajan (pigeon pea), 1192 nucleotides. Lineage: Eukaryota; Viridiplantae; Streptophyta; Magnoliopsida; Fabales; Fabaceae. The record is from RefSeq and is a predicted model, not a curated record.